CUAAACAAACGCAACGGUUGUUAGCUGGAACAGUUUUAGUACUAACGGCCAUUCGCAUAACGGCAGUGGACUAAGCGGUGUGAACAUGUUUAAAGAUAUUUCACAUAGUGGAUUAUUGUCCCUUUUCUCCAACCUCGGGAGAAACCCGCUUAUGAUAUGGCAUAAAGAGGUGAGGAAUGGUCACAUCAAGCAAGUUAUGGACAACGACACCAAGUCGAUGGAGUUGGAGCUUGAGGAGGCGAUUGUCAUUGCCACAUAUAUAACAUGUCCCGCAGACCCCAAGAUGACAUUGGGCAUCAAACUUCCUUUUCUUGUUGUGGUUGUCAAAAAUCUCAAGAAGGCUUUCACCUAUGAAGUCCAGCUGUUAGACGAUAAAAACAAUCGCCGGCGGUUUCGGGCGAGCACCGAUCACAGCACGACACGAGUAAAGCCGUAUAUCUGCACCAUGCCUUUGAGGCUGGGUGAUGACUGGAACCAGAUUCUGUUCAACCUGCAAAGCAUCACCAGGAGGGCCUACGGGACCAAUUACAUCGAGACGCUGCGUGUACGGAUCCACGCUAACUGUCGAGUAUCGAGAGUAUACUUCUCGGACAGAGUGUACUCCGAGGACGAGCUCCCAGCCGAGUUCAAACUCUACCGGCCAUCGAGAACCCGAAAGCAGAGGUGAUUGAUUUCCAUUCCAUUAAUCCAUUCUAAAUUCAGUACAUCGAACUGUAACUUCAGGAUAAACUCUAGUCCACUGUGUGCUAAUAAAGGUGAUGUGGCAAAUAAUUUGCUUUAAAGCAGAAUAAUGUGUGGAAAGGAGUGUGCCAUUUAAAAAAGUUAUAUCAACUGAUAGCAUUGGCAAUACAGAAAGGUAAAUGUAACAUUUAGUCAUGGUAAACUUAGCUCAAGUGCCUGUUGCUGCUACUGUGGAAAUUUUACACUCUUGUAAUAUUUGACUCUCACAGCUCUACGCUAAUUCUCCAGCGAGGCGCAAUGACUGAAUUUUUCUGUUAACUUUCCGCUGAGUUUCCUUUGAACAGAGCAAUUUUGUGCCGUAAUGUUUGGAUUUUUGGUUAGCGUGGAGGAAAACACUGCAGACCUUACAGGGAACCACGUGACACACAGAACUCCGCUCUAACAAUUAUUUUUGGCACGUUACAGGGAUUCUAACUUGCAAGAAUACAAGUAAAUAAGUGGAUUGAUUUUUAGAAGUUUGCCCAACUCUCGUUUGUUUGUGU
Gasterosteus aculeatus aculeatus (three-spined stickleback) is the source of this 1223-nucleotide messenger RNA. NCBI's taxonomy places the organism in Eukaryota, Metazoa, Chordata, Actinopteri, Perciformes, Gasterosteidae. The record is from RefSeq and is a predicted model, not a curated record.